ACCUCCUCCCGCGUGCAGUCCCGAAGACCACCCGGGCGGGGCGUUACCCGGUCUUCCUGUUGCGUAGCAACGGCGGGCAGCGCGUGACGUGCGCAGCCGUGUUUGGGCCCGCGGCGCGCUCACGCGCCCUCCCCCUAGUAGGCUCGCGCCCUGCGUCGCCACCUCGCUGGGUUGCUCGGCCCCGCUGCUGUGAGGACACUCGGCGCCCGCUCCGCACACUCGGCGCCCGCCGACUCCCUGCCCCGCGUCCCUGCGACCGCCUCGGCGAAGAUGGCCUCAGGAGUGCAAGUUGCUGAUGAAGUAUGUCGCAUUUUUUAUGACAUGAAAGUUAGGAAGUGUUCCACACCAGAAGAAAUCAAGAAAAGAAAGAAGGCUGUCAUUUUUUGUCUCAGUGCAGACAAAAAGUGCAUCAUUGUAGAAGAAGGCAAAGAGAUCUUGGUUGGAGAUGUUGGUGUAACCAUAACCGAUCCUUUCAAGCAUUUUGUGGGAAUGCUUCCAGAGAAAGAUUGUCGCUAUGCUUUGUAUGAUGCAAGCUUUGAAACCAAGGAAUCCAGAAAAGAGGAGCUGAUGUUUUUCUUAUGGGCACCAGAACUAGCACCUCUGAAAAGUAAAAUGAUCUAUGCGAGCUCCAAGGAUGCAAUUAAAAAGAAAUUUCAAGGCAUAAAACACGAAUGUCAAGCAAAUGGGCCAGAAGACCUCAAUCGGGCUUGUAUUGCUGAAAAGCUAGGUGGAUCCUUAAUUGUAGCUUUUGAAGGAUGCCCUGUGUAGAUCAUGGUUCAGUGCCACAAAUCAAAAGCUUCCAUGUUUAAUGUUAUCCUCUUGCUAUAUAAGUAAAGCAAAUAUGUUUAGGCCAGAGUCUCACUGAGGGGGAGCUAUCUUGUCAUCUGUUAGAGUAAACUAAAUAUUCUAUAAACAUGUGCAAAAGGCCCUAAAUAAAUCUAAAAUCUAAAGUUCUAUUGGUAUGAAAUUAAAUUCUUAUUGGUCAAAUGCCUGUUUUGAUGAGUUGGCUUGUAAAGAUUUUUGCUAAGCUCCUUUUUAAUAAUGCAGUUCACAAAACAGUGCAAGGUCAUAUGAAGAGAACUAUUGCAUCUUUGUUAACUUCAGCAAUUACUUUGUUUCUUUAGCUUAGAGAAUUGGUCAUAACCUGGUUAUAAUUUUUGCCCAAAUUCUUUAUUCUCUCUUGAGUGAAACUGAAUAAUGGAAAAUAAUUCUCACAUGUAAUAACACUAAUACACUAACUACAAUAAGAUUAAGUCAGGCAGUCUUUUAAUUCUACCAGAUGUGUAAUGAAGACUGUCUCAGAAUUGUGAAUGCUUAUACCAGUAAUCAGCGCUGAUCUUGCAAAGCACUAUUUCAAGCACGUAGUUGGGAGUACAGGAAACAACUCCUUGCACCUGUGGUGAGCUCUCCACUUACUAGAUGGGAGACUGUUCUGAGAGUGACCUUGCAUCUAGAGAAUCAUGUGUCCUUAGGAGAAUGUGCAAUAUCUUGUAACAACCAGAUAAGAUGCAAAUUAGCAUUCCAUUGUAAUCCGCUUUGUUAAUGAAAAUGAUAAAACAGUAUAUUGAUAAGCUGGGACACUUGUGAAAACUUUGUGUCUUCUUCAGAACUUUGUUUCUGGCACAAUAAGGUGGGGAAGAACAUUAGGUAUAUGAUUACUCUGGGGCCUGGGAGAACUUCUUAAUUUCCUAGAGCAGUUUGUCAACCGUAUGUGAAAUGGGGAGCAGGUAUGACAAAAGAUGACACCCAUAGAAAAACUGCUACCUGAUGACACUUGGAAAUGAUUGUCUUAACAUCACAGACAUAACACUUUGAAUAAUAUAGAGAUGCAUAAACAGUUGAACUUAGAAAUAGCUGUAUUGGCUUUAUGUAAUAAAGGAAGCAUUUUUAACUUA
Messenger RNA from Eptesicus fuscus (big brown bat), 1895 nucleotides. It is a transcript of the gene DSTN, whose product is annotated as destrin, actin depolymerizing factor. Lineage: Eukaryota; Metazoa; Chordata; Mammalia; Chiroptera; Vespertilionidae. Gene Ontology annotation, biological process: cell motility; actin filament severing; actin filament fragmentation. The coding region runs from base 271 to 768 and encodes 165 amino acids. Gene Ontology annotation, molecular function: actin filament binding. Gene Ontology annotation, cellular component: actin cortical patch; actin cytoskeleton; cytoplasm. The record is from RefSeq and is a predicted model, not a curated record. The transcript is spliced from 4 exons.